AGUUCAACACUUUUCUUUUUCUUUUAUCACGAUUUUCGAAUUAAUUUUAUUUUUUCUGUCCAGUUCUAUCCGAAUUCAUCACACAAUACCCAAAUCAUCACAGGAAGGAAAAAAACGGGAAAAACACAAAAAUGUCAACUAUUACAUCCUCAACAUUCACAAACUACAAUGUUCCUCCGUCUUCAAUCUCUUCAAGUUCAACUCAAUUUCCAAUCUUUCACCUAACCCAUUUCCCAAAACACCUUCAAUGUCCCAACCCACUUUCUAUCUCGUCCAGAAAACCCAUCGCCACAGUCACCCAAAUUUUCUGCAAGUCACCGGAAGCAGAAGAGCUGUCACCAAAAGAAGAUGAUGAGUGGCUUCAGAAGCUUCCAGAGAAGAACAAGCCUCUCUACUCACAUAGCUUGCCUUGCAUUGAGGCUUGGCUCAAGAGCCUUGGAUUCUACCAGAGCAAGGAUGAUAGAGCUGUUUGGCUGAUUCAAAAAGCUGAUUGGCAUGCUCAUCUCUAUUUAGAUGUCACUGAUCUCUACAUAAGGUAUUUGAAGAGUGGACCUGGGAAUCUGGAUAAGGAUGUGGAGAGGAGGUUUAGUUAUGCUCUGAGCAGAGAAGACAUUGAGAAUGCUGUACUUGGAGGACCAUAAUACCCUUUUUACCCUCUCUCUAUCUGCCAAAAUGCUUGAUUUCUUGUUGGAAAUAGUUAGUGCAUUAUUAUGUCAAAUGUUUAGGUUUCAUGUUAGAAUCCCUUCUAUUGAAAGGGUUCAGAAAAGUGUCUUGUAAUAGGAUGAAGUUUUGAUAAAUAUUUGAAAUGAGAGAAUUUGUAUGGUGACUUUUUCUAUCACUCUCAGUGUUCGCGGUGCGGUUUAGAUCAGUUUUGUGUCA
Messenger RNA from Arachis stenosperma, 879 nucleotides. RefSeq lists its product as uncharacterized. The coding region runs from base 132 to 641 and encodes 169 amino acids. The transcript is spliced from 2 exons. The record is from RefSeq and is a predicted model, not a curated record. NCBI's taxonomy places the organism in Eukaryota, Viridiplantae, Streptophyta, Magnoliopsida, Fabales, Fabaceae.